GAUUUAAGCGCAACAUGGCCAAGGCUGCGAUCGUGCUCCCAUUUCCAAUUAGUACAAAUAGAAACCAUAUAUUCAUACAAGGAUCCUGCCCAUCUCAAUAGAACCCAUCGACUGAUCAGAUAUGUCACUUGAUUCUCUUAAGAUGGCUUAUCCAUACUAUUCUCCUCCACCUCCUUCGCCACCCCCACCACCACCAACCUCACAAGUAUUGUGUAAUCCUAUAACGACAUCACCUCCUCCCAAACACCACCGCCGACCUCCACCACACCCUCAACUUAAGCCACCACCACCUCCUCCCAAACACCACCACCGACCUCCACCACACCCUCAACUUAAGUCAUCACCACCUCCUCCACGGUCGCCAUCAUACCAAUACGAUUGCAGACACCCACCUCUAACACCCGUUAAGGCUCCACCCUGUCAAGAUUUUGCACCUUCUCCAUCCCCGUCCACCACUCCAUAUUCAAAGCCACCAACACCAACAUCUACUGCCCCAACUCAACCGCCCUCUCACCGUAAGCCAACACUACCUAAACCUUCAUCACCGCUACCAAGCUACGCUCCUAGUCCAGCUCCACCAUAUGCAUCGUCACCACCUAAACAGACUACUACGAGUCCAACACCAAUGCCCUCCCCUUAUAAACCAACUCCACCUAAGCCUUCAUCUCCACCAAGCCACAUUGUUCCAGCACCAGAACCAACACCUACAGGCCGAGCACCAGUGCCCUCUCCUUAUAAGCAUACUCCACCUAAACCAUCAUAUCCACCGAGCCACACUCCUGGUCCAGUUCCACCGCCAGAACCAACACCUACACGCCCAGCACCAGUGCCCUCUCCUUAUAAGCCUACUCCACCUAAACCAUCAUAUCCACCGAGCCACACUCCUGGUCCAGUUCCACCGCCAGAACCAACACCUACACGCCCAGCACCAGUGCCCUCUCCUUAUAAGCCUACUCCACCUAAACCAUCAUAUCCACCGAGCCACACUCCUGGUCCAGUUCCUCCACCAGAACCAACACCUACACGCCCAGCACCAGUGCCCUCUCCCUAUAUGCCAGGUCCACCUCAACCAUUAAAACCACCAAGCUACGCUCCUGGUUCAGCUCCACCACCGAAACUAGCAUGGGCACCCUCUCCUGACAAGCCAACUUCACCUAAACCCCCACACGCAACACCACCAAGUUACCAUGUUUCACCUCCAACCCCAUUAAACGGUCCAGUUUCACCACCUAAAUUACCUCCAUAUGCUACACCACCACAAUAUAAUAUCCCACCACCACCUAAACCUAGCUCAGCCCCACCAGUAUAUGCUGCACCCCCAACUUUUAACUCGGUGCCACCAUCGUCAAAUGUUGUAUCACCGCCUCCUGGAGGCAAUCACACCACUGUCAUUGUCGUGUGCGUUUCGCUUGGUGGGGUGUUCUUCCUUGCAUUCCUUUUGAUUGGCCUCAUUUGUUUGGCUAAGAAAAAGAAGAAACCAGUUAUGGUUCCUGUAGCUCCAGUUUGUAUUGAAGAACAUGAAGUAAUUCAAGAAACCAUUACUACAGGACAAAGUGAAGAAGAAACUGCGACAGUGUCUAUGGAGGAUGAUGUGCGUAUUCAUGGAGUUUUAGGUGUUGUUGGUUCUGGUAGUAGUUCGAAUACGAGUUCUCCUAGUGGCCCUUCUUCUCCUUCUGAAUCAGGCCGGCAACCCAAAGGUUAAAGUCAUAGUCAAGGCUACUACGGUCAAUAAUAAGUUUUUCAUUAGCUAUCAUGAAUCCAGCCACAACUUGCCUACUUUAAAUUCAUUGGUUGGUUUCUUUCCUUCUUUUUUUUUUUCCAGUUAUAAUUCGUUGAUCAUACUGCCUGUAAUAAGUUUGAAGAUUUAAAGUUUUAUACGAUCUGUGUUUUGAUUCUUCAA
Populus trichocarpa (black cottonwood) is the source of this 1900-nucleotide messenger RNA. Its product is annotated as extensin. Gene Ontology annotation, biological process: plant-type secondary cell wall biogenesis. Bases 122 to 1702 code for a protein of 526 amino acids. The transcript is spliced from 2 exons. Lineage: Eukaryota; Viridiplantae; Streptophyta; Magnoliopsida; Malpighiales; Salicaceae. The record is from RefSeq and is a predicted model, not a curated record.